This is a messenger RNA of Myxocyprinus asiaticus (Chinese sucker), 1117 nucleotides long. RefSeq names its product piggyBac transposable element-derived protein 4-like. Lineage: Eukaryota; Metazoa; Chordata; Actinopteri; Cypriniformes; Catostomidae. The record is from RefSeq and is a predicted model, not a curated record. Bases 346 to 879 code for a protein of 177 amino acids. The transcript has 2 exons.
UCUGGUAGGAAAUUUAUCACCAUCUCUGGUGCUCUUCAUAUCAGCGAUCCCAAAGAAGAUGAAGACAAUGACAAGAAGAAGGGAACGUCUGAAUAUGACCGGCUGUGUAGGAUCAAGCCGCUGUACCAGAACAUUCGAGAGGCCUGCAAGUCCUAUUUUCAUCCCUUUCAGAACAUCUCCGUUGAUGAAAGAAUGGCGGCAACAAAGGCAAGAAAUAGCCUUAAGCAAUAUAUGGGGCUACAAACUAUUUGUACUGGCAGAUUCCCUCUGUGGCUACACGUGGGACUUCUUCAUUUACGAGGGAAACUCAAAGAGUAGAGCAAAGGUAUUAGCUAUGAUUCCGUCAUGACACUGGUAAAUGAAAAGUUGUUGGGCACUGGCUACAAGCUGUUUGUGGACAACUCCUACACCAGUCCUACACUCUUCAGGGACCUCCUCAGUAAGAAGAUCUGGGCUUGUGGCACAGUUCGUGCAAACAGGAUAGGCCACUCAAUAAAGCCAGCUCCUCACGGCAAUAUACGUUGGUUUCGGGACGACAACCUCCUGUUUGUGGAGUGGAAGGACAAGAGGGACGUGCUGAUGUGCGCCACCUUUCACAAAGCCUAUAAUGGUGACACAGUGAAGAGGAAGGUGAUGGGAGAAGAUGGCGUUUGGACCGUUGAGGACUUCCCUGUUCCAGCUCCAGUACUGGAUUACAAUAAGCACAUGGGGGGAGUGGAUCUGUCUGAUGCACUUAUUGGAUAUUACACAGUUCUACACAAAACAAAAAAGUGGUAUCGAUCCUUUAUUUACCAUUUUGUGGACAUCGCUAUCGUAAAUGCCUUUAUUUUGCACAAGCACAUGGCCAAAGUGAAGAAACAGAAGCCUUUGACCCAGUAGUAGUUCCGGGAGGCACUUGUUUCGAGCUUGCAGGAACGGGGCUUUCUCAUACCUCUGCACGAGUUCCUAAGCAAUCUCUUUCUCAGAAUUUCCACCUACCCAAGUACAUCAGUGGGGACAGCACUUUUGGAAGGAAGAAAUGCAAGGCGUGCCGUAAAAACACUCCAAUGGUGUGUGUGACUUGUAAUGUGAGUUUGUGCUUUGUUGCCAAGCGUGUAUGUUUUAAGAACUGGCAUGA